Cylindrotheca closterium is the source of this 1038-nucleotide messenger RNA. NCBI's taxonomy places the organism in Eukaryota, Bacillariophyta, Bacillariophyceae, Bacillariales, Bacillariaceae. The record is from the annotation of a GenBank genome assembly.
AUGGGAAAGGGAAAAGGUCGGGGCUCUGCGAAAUGUACUUUCUAUCACGACAUCCAACAAGAACUUUCAAGGAAAGAAACUAUCCGCAGACAGCCAGUUAAAAAGACACCAUCCCAACGACCUCGUUUGACCACAGGUUUGGGAACGCUCCGAAACCUUAUCAGAGAACGCACAUCAUAUGAGCAUCACGAAUGGAUCCAACAACGUCGUCGUGCUGGAUACAUACCACAGAAGCCAGAGACCGUAGCAAACUCUGGAAUUGAAGAUAUGGCUCCGGCUGAGCUUCUGGGAACAACAAUAUUAUCGCCUUCUGAACGCAAACGUUUCUUUGAAAACUCGACAGUUUCAUCACUCGAAAUCAUGACUUUGAAAGUCUUGGGGGAGUAUCUGGUUGACUACUUGAAUGCCAUGGGAAUAGAGCAACUACAUGGUGCAUUGUCGCUUCUACCAUCAGAAACGCUGGCAGCGCUGUCUGUGCUAAUAUCCUACAACACUGGAGUCGACAACAACUUGGCAUAUGUUUUGGGAAACCAUUCCCAUGUUACGUGCUUGAGUUUGCGUGCAACGAAGAUCGAUGACUCUUUUAAUGACGAUGGCCUUCUUUCGCUGCUUCCCGAAGUCGAGGACUCCUCAUCCGAGUUGCAAUCAUCGUGGGAGGAUUUGGACGGCAACGACGACGGCGAAACCAUGAUGGCAAACAUCCAAUUCGACGGUUCUACUUCGCGUCUUCAGCGACUGGAGCUAGUCGAAUGUCCGUCAAUAACGGUAGAUGGGCUUCUGGCUUUUCUUGAAAAGCAGCCGUUUAUCAAGCGCUUAUCAAUAGCAGGUUGUUUCAACAGAGAAGAUAAAGGGGAGAAGCUGCUUCAACGGUUGCCUCAACUACUGCCCUCGUUAGAAAGCCUUGAUUUAAGAAGGUGCUCAUGGGUCUGUCAAUCGUCCAUUCAUACUUUGGCAAAUACGUACGAAAGAAAUCAGAAUGGAUCUCCAGACAUCCACUAUCAAGAUGGACAGAUCGAUGGGGGGCAAGAGGCUUGGUAG